UGAUCCUAUUUCCCAUUCCAAAGAUCGAGCCUGUUGCAAAAAAGGUUUCUUGUAUAAUGUUUAUAGAAAGAGUAAGAGCUAUUGUGUUCAGAUUAACCUUGUGACUUGCCUGUGUUCCUGGUGAAUAAACUGUCGUAUAACAUGCUUGCAACUAAUAGAUUAGAGAUUUUUUGAGUGUGAUUUUUUUCCUUGAACUGUUAUUGUUAAACUUUUGGAUCAGCCGUGUAGAAUAAUUUCUCCAUCUCUGGUUGCAUGCUUCAUGUCCGUCAACUAUUUCUUGAAUUUGUCCAUUUGAAGACAUCAGUUGCUGCUCAAAGGGAAAGCUCUGUAUCCAGCUGAUGAUAUUCAAAUUUGUGCCACAUGGUUUUUCAUGAAUAUUUAAGUAUCCUGUAGUAAAGAAGAUGGAGAAUCUCAAUGAAUCUGCUGCUGCUGCUGCUGCUGCUACAGUACUCUGCUUCUUCUUCUUCUCCGCAGCCACCUUUUCACUCUCCCGGAAUCCCCGUUACCGUGCUCUGUUCUCAGCGCCGGCGGGAUCGUCGCCGGAACCCUAAUCUUCGCCGGCGAAGCCCAACCGGACACUUCGCUGGCAAACAUGGACCUCUAGCUAUCUCCGCCGCCGCCGCCGCCGCCGCCCCCCUCCUCUCCAUCACCAAUGGCGCCUGCGCCCGUCAUCCUCCUCCUCCUCCUCCUCACUCUCUCCGUCUCCCUCUCCUCACUCCACCCUGCGGCGUCGUCGGAUCCUUCAUCAGCGGAUGAGCUCGCCGCCCUGCUCGCCCUGAAGGGCUCCGUAACCCUCGACCCCUCCUCCCUCCUCUCCGGCUGGGACCCCUCCGCCGCCGCCCCCCGCCGCCACUGCCGGUGGCGCGGCGUCACCUGCUCCGCCGCCUCCGGCCGCGUCGCCUCCCUCAACCUCACCGGCGGCUCCCUCGCCGGAACCCUUCCCGCCGCCGUGUUCAGCCUCUCCGAGCUCCGCGCCCUCGCCCUCGCCGGAAACGCCUUCUCUGGUGAGAUCCCGUCGCCGCCCAUCGGCAGCCUCCGCCAUCUUGAGCUCCUCGACCUCGGAAGCAACAACUUCUCUGGGAAGAUCCCCGUCGAGAUAAGCUUCCUCCCUUCUCUCCGCGUUCUAGAUCUUUCCUACAACUCCCUCUCCGGCCUGAUACCGGAAAACUUGAUCGGGUCCUCGAGGAUCGAAUCGCUGGACCUGUCGUUCAACCGGCUCACCGGAGGGAUCAAGAUUGUUCCCUCUGGUUCCUGCCGAUUUCUUUCCCAUUUGAAGCUCUCCGGUAAUCUUCUCAUUGACAGCAUCCCAUCGGAGAUCGGGAAAUGCUCCAAUCUCCGGGACCUGCUGCUGGACCGCAACAUUCUAGAAGGUCACAUACCAGCCCAACUCGGAUGGCUAUCGCGCCUCCGCGUCCUUGAUGUCUCGCGAAAUAGCCUUACCGAUAGGAUACCAAAGGAGCUCGGGAAUUGCCGUGAGCUCUCUGUUCUUGUUCUCACUGAUUUGAUGGAUAUCGACUCUAUGACUAGUAGGUCAUCAAUGGUUUCCAGUAGUAGUGGGGAGGAGUUUAAUGCGUUUGUCGGGGCGAUUCCGCCGGAGGUGGUUUCGAUUUCGAGCCUUGAGAUCCUUUGGGCUCCGAGAGCAAAUCUUGAUGGGAAACUUCCGAGUUACCGAAAUAGUUCGUGUAGCUUGAGGAUUCUUAAUCUGGGGCAGAACUACAUUAGUGGUAUGAUUCCCGAAUGGCUCGGAAUGUGCCAAAAUCUCACCUUUCUCGAUUUGAGCUCGAACUAUCUGCAAGGUCCGGUGCCAUUCUCUGUUCGAUUUGGAUGCAUGGUUUAUUUCAAUGUCAGUCGGAACUCAUUGUCUGGCUCUGCUAUGAAAUCAACAGAGAGUGGUUGUUCAAACAGUCUGUUCUCAGAUGGGGAGAAUAUUGGGUUUUCGGUUCGGGAAGGUGUUUUGAUGCAAUACUAUGAAAGUUUCCUUCAAAGUGCCUCGAAGGGUAACCCUUUUGGAUCAAUCCUGGGUGAAGAUCUUGUUGUUCUGCAUGAUUUCAGCUGGAAUGGCUUUAGCGGGUCUUUGCCAUCUUUCUCCCUCGCUCUUCAUAGUAACUUUUCUUAUGGUUUGUUGCUCAACAACAAUGCGUUUGAUGGGUCGCUUUCAAGUGCCUUUUUUGGAUUUUGUGAUGGUGGGAGUGGAUUAGCAGUUAAUUUGAGUGUUAAUCGGAUAUCCGGCAUUAUUGAGCCAUUAACGGGCUGUUUGUUCCUUCGGAGUUUUGAAGCAGCUAAUAAUCAAUUUAGUGGCCCAAUUUCAUCCAACAUUAAAGGCUUGCAUUUGCUCAAACACCUUGAUUUGAGGUGGAACAAUUUAUCCGGAGAAAUUCCAGUUCAAAUUGGUAAUUUAGCUUCUCUUACUUUUUUAGAUUUGUCGAGAAAUUCUCUGAUAGGAAGCAUCCCAUCAAGCUUAUCAGAUGCUCCAAAUCUUCAAAUUCUUUUGCUUGAUCACAACAGGCUCUCAGGAAAUAUCCCUCGGAAUUUCAGUUCACUCACCCAACUUAUGACACUGGAUGUUUCCUUUAACAACCUCUCAGGAACUAUUCCUUAUCUUAGACACUCAAAUGACUGCAAAUUCUUCGAGGGUAAUCGUUUUCUGCAGCCGUGCGUGAGUUUAAACGCCUCCUCACAAUCCGAAAACCCUAUUCAGGAUGAUGCUAAAAAAUGGAAUAGCCGAAAGACCAGGUUGAAGUCCUUCAUAAUGGCAGCAGUUGCUUCUGUCUGUAUCAUACUCUCUAUUCUCCUAGUAUUGUUUCUUGUCCUCAUCUAUGGAAAAAGGAAGCACGUAAAGAUUGCAAGUGCAAGGAGAAAAAUGGUCGUGACCUUCAUGGAUGCUGCUCCAGAAUUAACUUAUGACAACGUAGUACAAGCAACAGGCAAUUUCAGUAUUCAGAAUUUAAUAGGAACCGGAGGAUUUGGGGCCACCUACAAGGCAGAGCUUGUUCCUGGUUUUUCGGUCGCAGUGAAGAGGCUUUCUAUAGGUAAGUUCCAAGGCCUUCGGCAAUUCGAUGCUGAGAUACGGACGCUAGGUAGGAUUAGACACAAGAAUCUCGUAACCCUCAUUGGGUACCAUAGAGGGGAAUCUGACACGUUCUUGAUCUAUAAUUAUCUAUCUGGUGGAAAUCUCGAGGCAUUCAUACGCAACAUGGCAAAUAGAAAAAUGAGCUGGGUAGAGAUUCAUAAGAUAGCACUUGAUGUGGCCCAAGCAUUGGCGUACCUCCACUACUCUUGCAUCCCCCGAAUCGUCCACAGGGACAUCAAGCCGAGCAACAUCCUGCUUGACGAAAAGCUCAACGCUUAUCUAUCAGAUUUUGGCUUAGCGAGGCUUCUAGAAGCUUCCGAGACUCAUGCUACUACUGAUGUUGCUGGGACAUUUGGGUACGUUGCGCCCGAGUACGCAACCACGUGUAGAGUUUCUGAUAAAUCCGAUGUUUAUAGUUUUGGAGUUGUGCUCAUGGAGUUGAUGUCUGGGAAGAGGUCAUUGGAUCCGUCGUUCUCGCAGUAUGGUAAUGGGUUUACGGUUGUGGCAUGGGGAAGGAUGUUAGCGCAAGAGGAACGGGCAGGUGAGUUUUUUGAUAGUGGAUUGUGGGAGGCUGGGCCAAAGGAGAAUUUGGUUGAGAUGUUGAGGCUUGGGCUGUCCUGCACUGUGGAGUCCCUAACUGUUCGGCCCUCAAUGAAGCAUGUUGUGGCAGCAUUGAAGCAAUUGAAAAAUUAGCUUGUAAUGUCCAGGAAGAGAAGUAAAAGGUUAUCAAGAUGAGCUCUGGCAGAGAUCUACCUUGUUCAGGUGCCAUUGGAACAAAACACGAAAACUCAGCAACUAAGUCUUUUUGGUUCCAGUUAGCCACAAGUAGCAAAUAGCUCGGCCUAGUCUAUUCUCUCUUGGAGGUCAUUUCGUCUUCUUCUCAAGAUCCUUCUUUAGUCUAACAUAAAAAUCUGCAACAAGUUUUGGUGCUAAAUAGGAUGAUCCCAGGAUAUCAGCUAACCAGAGACUGAAACAGGGGUUCACAAACCAAAGAUGAAGAAAGCGGCGACCCAGCCGCCGGUCUUGGAGAGAUCUUCGAUGGGCCUGCCCCUGAUGUUCACGGGCGUCGUCCCGCCGGCCAUGUAGUACUCCCCGCC
Ananas comosus (pineapple) is the source of this 4167-nucleotide messenger RNA. Its product is annotated as LRR receptor-like serine/threonine-protein kinase RPK2. Gene Ontology annotation, biological process: protein phosphorylation. Gene Ontology annotation, molecular function: protein kinase activity; protein binding; ATP binding. The coding region runs from base 653 to 3763 and encodes 1036 amino acids. The transcript is spliced from 6 exons. The record is from RefSeq and is a predicted model, not a curated record. Lineage: Eukaryota; Viridiplantae; Streptophyta; Magnoliopsida; Poales; Bromeliaceae.